Messenger RNA from Odontomachus brunneus, 1847 nucleotides. RefSeq names its product protein enabled homolog. The record is from RefSeq and is a predicted model, not a curated record. NCBI's taxonomy places the organism in Eukaryota, Metazoa, Arthropoda, Insecta, Hymenoptera, Formicidae. The transcript is spliced from 8 exons. Bases 240 to 1340 code for a protein of 366 amino acids. Gene Ontology annotation, molecular function: transcription coregulator activity. Gene Ontology annotation, cellular component: transcription regulator complex. Gene Ontology annotation, biological process: regulation of transcription by RNA polymerase II.
UGUAUUUGCAAUCAUAAUCAUAUCAAGAGUAUUGGCUUUGAUGCCAGGCGGUAUGCGAUCCAUUUAGUCGCGUUUUAGAAACUUCGUUUCCGCUCGAGCGAAUCAAUCGGCGUUGUUUUUCUCGUCGUUAGUCAAAGUUUGAGAUAACUACAAUCGCUAGGACCGUGUAAGAAAAGCGUUGACGCAACCAAUAUUAUAUACUGUCACACAACGUUACGAGGAACUAUCAAGGCGAGAAGAUGCCAGCGAUACUGGUUGGACCACCUCAACGUAACGAGCAAAUGUGGCAGGCGUUAAAGGCUCAUAUUACACGAGAACGACAACGAAAGAAGCAAGAACAAGAGGCAGACGCGGAGGAAGAGCGUUUACGCAAGGAGAGAGAGCGUCAACAGAAACAAGAUGUGAUGACCUUAGGUGAAACUCGAGAACAAAUCUCAAAUUUGGAAAAUGAGCUGAUUGAAUUGAAGGAUGAGAAGCACCAAUUGUUCCUACAGUUGAAAAAAGUCCUGAAUGAGGACGAGUAUAGGAGGCGACAGCUUGUAAAAGAGACCAGUGUCUGUUCGGAAGUUUUGACGACAGUAGGUGGAUACCAGACGACAGGUCCAAGAGUGGUGCAUCCCCAGAUAUUUUUGCCGUUACCACGUAGCAACAGUCCCCUCUACAAAGUUGCAGUCAGCGCACCGACACACCUCCUACCAAGUGGAUCUUUGAAGAGACCGCACAGCCCGUCACCGCCACCUUCUGCCUCUCCGUAUCAUAGCGCAUACGGCUACAAACCACCACCGUCAAUUCCGAAUUAUAAUCCUCCACCUCCUAAAUCCGAAGAUGCUGCUAGGAGAUCUGGUGACUCUCGAGCUGUCCUCUGGAAUAAAAGUAAUCAAUACUCCGCAUCGAAUUUUUAUUCGACGCCCACAGGCCAAAGUGUUUAUAGCUAUUCCGCGCCUGCAACCCAACCGUCUCGAGAAUCUUCGGAGCCGGCUAAACCCGUUUAUCUUUCGGGAGCUAGAGCGCCAUUGGCCACGCAUCAAACUGCAUAUGUAACUAAUCUACACUCGAUGGAACACAAAGGCGCUUAUGGCGAGGACAAAUUUUACCUACGUCCGACAAAUCACGUCACUGUUCACGGUGGUGCUAUUCCGAUCCAACAACCACCUCAGGGUGCAAAAACUGGAGGCAUUACCUCUGGUUAUCCUGUUCGAGCACCUCAACCACCGCCUGGUCCUUAUCCGCCACCACCACCACCGCCUCCUGGGACUUAUGUCAGCGGCUCAGGUGCCAAUGUACCUGGCAGACUUCUAUACACACAACCAGGAACUCGAUAUCUUCAAAGGGAAGUAUAAAACCACGUUCUUCUUUAAUUUCAAUAAUUUGUUUUAAUCCUUGAAAAUUCUUUGUGCAAUAUAACACGUUCACCGUCGCAGUUCAUUUAGAAAGGUUUUCUAUUUCGAAAUAAUGAUUUGAUUUAUUUAUAUAUGGCGGUAGAAAAAAGAAAGAAUUACCAUCUUUUUGUGCACAUACGUGACUCUAGUAUUUCACGAGAAAUGUGCAUCACAUAUGUGUGACGUUGGUGAUGAACGUGAAAAUUCUAUCGUAUAUUUUGGUUAAGUGCAUAGAUUAAAUUUUUAACGUAUUUAUUUAUGUAUGGAUAUUUAUUUCUAUGUAAAAAAAUAUGUAUUCAAUUAUAAAAAAGUAUACAAAAAUAAUUGUUUCCUAGUAUACAUAAUAAUACUUUUUUUCAUUGUACUCGUAAAAAUUCUUUAAUAUCGUAAACAUUUAUUGCUAAAAUAAUAAUUAAUUGAUAAACUAAACUAUACACUUAUUACCUAUCUAUAUGAUCUAGUUUGCAA